Messenger RNA from Trichobilharzia regenti, 1841 nucleotides. NCBI's taxonomy places the organism in Eukaryota, Metazoa, Platyhelminthes, Trematoda, Strigeidida, Schistosomatidae. The record is from the annotation of a GenBank genome assembly.
AUGCUGGCAGUAAAGUCAUAUUGUGAAAUGGGAUCACACUUAUCAUCUGCAGGUCGUAAAUCAGUAGUCUCUAAUACACAUACACAGAGAGAUGAAAUGAAUGCACGUCAGUCUCAGAAACAUGUAAAUUAUAAUGAAGCAACAAAUACAAAUGCUAGAGAUCAUGGUCAUACAGACCGUCUAAAGACUUUAUUUCAUGAUAAUCGGACCCUUAAAACAUUAUCUGAACAGAAAGUUAGUGAGUGGUUAUUAAAAAACAAACAAUAUUACAGUGCUCUCCCAAAGGAUAUGAUAGAAAUCCCUGAACAUAUAUGCAGUUUACCAGAUAACCAAGCCUCUACUUGGGUUCAUGAUGCUUCAAGCAAUGCAAAAAGUGAAACGAGUCCAUCUAAAAAGGAGCCACAAAAACACGGAAAAGGGUCAUCUGAUGGUAUGGGUGCAAAAGGUAAUCAUGAUAAAAUGAAUCAUUAUUGCUAUAAAAACUCAGAUUAUAAGUCCAUACGAAAUUGUCAACCACAACCUUUAAAUAUGUCAUCUGUUAAGUGUACUAAAGAUUAUAGAAAUCAUUCACAACACGGUAAUGAUGUAUUUCAUAGAAACGAAAUGAAACUGAUAACACCAGAAAAUUCACGCAGUGAUAAAGCAGACCACAGAGAUGUGGACAUCUUACCAAGUUGUAGUAAAAAGAUCAAGAAAAUUCCACAUAAUCGACGUGAUUCACACUCAGUUAUACCAUCAAAGUCAAGUACUUUCGACCGCAGAAUGAAUGAUAACUGGUAUCUGAAUAAAGUUUGUUUAAAUCAGCGUAGAACACUAUCAAAUACACUUCAGAAUAAUGCACUUUAUAGCAUAAAACAACCAUCAACUAAUAUUUCAUUAAGUAAUUUAUCACCCUUUAAAACACUACAAAAUAAAUUUGAAGCCAAACUUCAUCAACAUGAGCUACAAAAUUCAAAAUCAUUGCGUGAAUCCAAUAUUAACCCUCCAAUAUUCAAUAAGUCACGGUUCUCCAAGCCUCUAGGUUCAUUAAAUUCUAUUCAACGAACAAUGUGUAAACAAACUGAACCGGUAAAUGAGAUGUGCAAUUUUUUUAAGUCACAGAAACCAAUAAAAGGCUUGCAGAAAUUCGCAUCAAUAUGGAUGAAUUCACCAGAGAAGUAUUUGAAUAAACGAUCGAGUUACCUGGGAUAGAUGCCAAAAAAUACUGAACAUCCUUAUAAAUGUAUAACUGGCUAUAUGAUUGCAGAGAUGAGGAAUUUCCUUGGGUCAGUUCACAGUGAACUGUAGGGAACAAUGCAUAGGGAAAAAUGACCGAAGAAAUAAACAAGACGACAUACGAUUGUUGCAUGAGAACAAAAAAACUGUUCCAGUUUUUAUUUUAAAUUAAUUAGUCAAUUAGUUUGGUUACUAAUUUUGAUACAAAAAAGAAAUGAAAUUCUCUUCUUUUGACACUGAUCCUUCAGUUUAGCAAACCGAAAUACUUAAAGAUGUUGGGAAAUUGUUGAAUAAGAAGGGGAUUAAAAGAGGAGAUAAAUGCCCUAAUGCUGAAACUUAGCGAUAAUUUAUUUUUCCCCCUUAUUUCUGAGUGAAUAUAUUAUCUACAUUACUUUCAGUGGUUUAUGAGUUAACCUUUUGAACAACCGAACAAGGAUGGAAAACAUUCUGCUCAUAUUCAGAAUUAAUUUAUAAAUUCUUCAACCUACAAAGUUUGCUUGUCAGCACGUUAUUUUAUACCAGUAUAUAUAUAUACUCCGAAAGCUCGCAUAGUUUUCUAUAUAUCAUUCUGUUAUUAUUAUCACAAUUAUUAUCAUCAUUAUUACUGACAAUAUCAUCGUCAUUAU